AUAGUACCUAAUAUAUUAUAUGAAAAUAUGAAUUUAUUAAAAAUUUUAUGUAUUUUAGGUGAAAUUAUAAUAUGUUUUAAGUACAUAACCAUAAACCGCGUAUGUGUAGAAAGCUAGAAUCUGCAAUCGGCUUGUGUUUGUAGUCGAUUCGGUUAUAAUCCUUGGCGCUGUGUGGACAUGAAAAUGUCGAAGUUGAAAAGCCCUAUGAGCGAUGAGCGCAAGCGCGUUAGGCAUAAUACAAGAGCAAGAAGGAGCUACGAUUAUUUAUUAUUGUUUAUGUUUACAUGUGAUGUUUACAUAUUGCCAAAGCCAAGUGGCCAAAGUAUCAAUAAAAUCAAAUGGAAGUUAAACAAGAAGUUAGUGAAGAAACGUGUAAAAUAGAAAUAGAGAAUAAUGACGUGAAUGAUGCUCUUUUGGAUAACGUUAAAACUGAGAUUAAGGAAGAACCCCAGACGGAAAUUACACAUGAUUCAUUUGAUUAUUUAAACUUGGGGGAAUAUCCUUUAAAGACAGAAACAGAAUGUGAUGAAGAUAAACUCUGUCUGCUUCAAGUAAAACAAACAAAUGAAGGUUUCUCCCAGAAAAAAAUAUUGGAAAUAGAUGUUACAAAGAGGUUACCUGCAUGUAAUCAAAUAACUCAUAAUCUUGAAGAAACAACAUUCAAAAAUCCUAUUUGCGCUAAAGAUUUCCCUUACAAUAAUGAUUUAAAGGAACAAUCGAAAGAACAAAGUGGGGAAGGAUGUAACAAAUGUAAAACAUGUUUUAAGGAGUUUACUACAGCAUAUAAACUGAAAAGACAUUUACGAACACAUACUGAAAAGAAGCUUUAUACCUGUGAAAUUUGUUUAAAGCAAUUUACUAGAACACAUAGUUUACAAAUUCAUUUGAGAGUGCACACUGGAGAAAAACCUUAUAAGUGCGAAAUUUGUUGUAUGGAGUUCACCGGGAAACAAUUUUUGGAUAGACAUAAAGUGAGAAUGCACACUGCAAAAAAACCUUACGAGUGUGAAAUUUGUUUAAGGCAAUUUUGUGAGUCACUUGCUUUAAAGAGGCAUUUGACAGUCCACACUGGCGAAAAAGCUUACAAAUGUGAAAUUUGUUCCUUGCAAUUUAGUGCAGCCACUAAUUUGACAAAACACAGGAGGGUGCACAGUGGACAAAAGCCUUACAAGUGUGAUAUUUGUUUCAUGCAGUUUAGUGAAAUAGGGAAUUUGAAAAAACAUUUGAGAGUGCACACUGGAGAAAAGCCUUAUAAGUGUGAAACGUGUUCUAUGGAGUUUACUCAAGCAGGUUCUUUGAAGAAGCACUUGAAGGUUCACACUGGAGAAAAGCCUUACAGUUGUGAUAUAUGUUUAAAGCAGUUUAGUGAAACAGGAAAUUUGAUGAAGCAUUUGAGAGUGCACACUGGGGAGAAGCGUUACAACUGUGAAAUUUGUUUGAAGCAGUUUACUCGAGCAGGUACUUUGAAAGAUCAUAUGAGAUCUCAUGCUGGAAAGAAACCUUGGAAGUAUAAAAUUUGUUGUAUGGAGUUCACUGGGAAACAAUUUUUGUAUAGAAAUCCACGACGAAAAUAAAAUUUCUGUAGCUGGCUAUAUACCAAAAAUCACAAAAACAUACUGGAUCCUUUGUAAAAGGUAUGUUUAAAAGACGCAAUAAAGGUUACAUCACAUUAACAAAACGUUUUCGGAUUAACAAAUAAUCCAUCGUCAGUGUUAAAAGCCCUAAAAUAAUAAGUAUAACCUAACUAAUGAAGGAAAAUGUAAGAAGUUGACUAAGGUUGAGAAUUGCCAGAGGUCAUACUUACAAUAGAAUGCAUACGUGAGCCACCAAAAUGUUAUGGGUAAAAACCCUUUAAAUGUUACAAGAUCUUAAAUGGUACUACCUGGAUGGAUGCUGGAAAAAGACAUUAGAAGUGUGAAAUUUGUUGCAUGGAGUUCACUGGGAAACAAUUUUUGUAUAGAAAUCCACGAGGAAAAUAAAAUUCCUGUAGCUGGCUGUAUACCAUAAAUCCUGUACCCGGCUUUGUAAAAGGUAUAUUUAAAAGACCCCAUAAGGGUUACAUCGCAUUAACAAAACGUUUUUGGAUUAACAAAUAAUCCAUCAUCAGUGUUAAAAGCCCUAAAAUAAUAAGUAUAACCUAACUAAUGAAGGAAAAUGUAAAAAGUUGACUAAGGUUAAGAAUUGCGGGGGGUCGUACUUACAAUAGCAUGCAUGCGUGAGCCACCAAAAUGUUAUGGGUAAAAACAAUUUAAAUGUUACAAGAUCUUAAAUGUUACUACAUAUUGUUAAUAAAAAUAUUGUAUGUUGCAAAUAUUCCUGGAUAUUAUCCAGGGCAACACAGGACUCUAAACCACGUGGCUGUAAUGUGAAAGGGAUGAACCUCACAUAUUGAGAGUUGAAUGUCAACUAAAGUUAAAGGAACUUUAGAAGAAUGUCAAAAACAAACUGUCAAUGCAACGUUAUGAACUGUUGUUUUGUUACUUCAGCCAAAGAAUUUUGUAGUAAAAUGGCGUAUUUUGAAAAAACGUUGACUUUUUUUUAAUGGAACACCCAGUAUAUUUUUUUUGUAAAUUGAAAGAACGGUCAUUCAGCUAUCCAGCGAUAUAAAGUUUUUUAAAAUCGGUUGUUAAAUGACUGAGUAAUUAAUUUUUAAAAUAAGAGGUGCAACGUGGAUAUCACAUAACUAAAUAACACAACUAAGCAAAUUCAUAUUAUUAUAUGUGAUUUCCACAUUUCAUCUCUCAUUUUAAAAAUUAAUUGCUCAGUCAUUCGACAACCGCUUUUAAAAAACUUUAUAUCCCUGGAUAGGUAAAUGACCGUUUUUUCAAUUUACAAAAAAAAUAUACUGGGUGUUUUAAUAAAAAAAGUCAACGUUUUUUUUUUCAAAAAUCCGCCAUUUGUUAUUUAAAAGCGAUAUAAAAAAUUUAAUCCAUUCAAUCAAAACUUUUACUAAAAUAAAACAUUUCAGCGCAAACCGCAUAUUUCUAUCUUGAGCCGUUUAGAAGUUAUAUGCAGUUAAAAUGGGGGAAAAUAUAAGUGGAUACCCGGUAUAACCUAACUAAUGAAGGAAAAUGUAAAAAGUUGUCUAAGGUUAAGAAUUGCCAGAGGUCAUACUUACAAUAGCAUGCAUGCGUGAGCAACCAAAAUGUUAUGGGUAAAAACCCUUUAAAUGUUACAAGAUCUUAAAUGUUACUACAUAUUGUUAAUAAUAAUAUUAGAUGUUGCAAACAUUCCUGGAUAUUAUCCAGGGCAAAACAGGACUCUAACCCACGUAGCUCUAAUAUGAAAGGGAUGAACCUCGUAUAUUGAGGGUUGAAUGUCAACUAAAGGUAAAGGAACUUUAGAAGUAUUUCAAAGACAAACUGUCAAUGCAACGUUAUGAACUGUUGUAUUGUUACUUUUUACUGUUUACUAUUGUUACUGUUGUCUUUUAAAUAUACCUUUUACAAAGGAUCCACUAUUUUUUUUUGGAUUUUUGGAUAGAAUGCACACUGCAAAAAAACCUACGAGUGUGAAAUUUGUUUAAGGCAAUUUUGUGAGUCACAUGCUUUAAAAAGGCAUUUGACAGUCCACACUGGCGAAAAAGCUUACAAAUGUGAAUUAGUGCAGCCACUAAUUUGACAAAACAUAAGAGGGUGCACAGUGGACAAAAGCCUUACAAGUGUGAUAUUUGUUUCAUGCGGUUAAGUGAAACAGGAAAUUUGAAAAGGCAUUUGAGAGGGCACACUGGAGAAAAGCCUUAUAAGUGUGAAACUUGUUUUAUGCAGUUAACCUACUCAAGCAGGUUCUUUGAAGAAGCACUUGAAUGUCCAUACUGGAGAAAAGCCUUACCGUUGUGAUAUUUGUUUAAAGCGGUUUAGCGAAACAGGAAAUUUGAUGAAGCAUUUGAGAGUGCACACUGGGAGAAGCGUUACAAUUGUGAAAUUUGUUUGAAGCAGUUUACUCGAGCACGAAAGAUUAUAUGAGAUCUCAUACUGGAAAGAAACCUUCUCCUUCUUAAGGUUCCUUCUCCAUUACUGAAGAUUGGCUCUAACUACAGCAAAUUAAUCUCCAUCUUGAGCGGUUCUUAGUAUCGAAUGUGUGUCCGUGCCUGUCCAGUCUCUUACGGACUUCAGCCAGGAGCAUUUUCUUCUUCCUGGACCUCUUCUUUCUUCCACUUUCCCUUCCAUUAUGAAUCGUAAAAAGUUGUAUCUUUCUCCUCUGUAAAUAUGUCCUUGAUAACUCGUUUUUCUUUUUUUUACAAUAUUUAGGAGUUCUCUCUCAGUUCCCAUUCUUCUUAGCACCUUGUUGUUGGUCACGUGCUCUGUCCAAGAGAUCUUCAGCAUCCUUCGGAAAUCACACGUCUCAAACGCUUCUAUACGCCCUAUACUUGUAAUUCCGAGAGCAAUAUGGAAUAAAUGAAUGUUUUUACAAAUUGGUAUCGGAUAUCCAACGAUAAGGUAGCGUUUACAAGGAAUCUUCAUUCUUUGAAAAGCGGACCUAGCAUACUCUAUACGAGCACCUAUUUCGACCUCAUGGUCUAGAUCGUUUGUUAUCCAGCAACCAAGAUACUGGAAUCUUUGUACGGGUUCUAUUUGUUUGUUAUAGAUACAAAAAUUAAUGUCGACAUUUGGUGCACGUGUGACAGCCAUUACUUUUGUUUUAUAUGUGUUUAUAUUCAGCCCCAAGCUAUCUCACUCCCUGUUUAUGAAAUUAAAAAGUCGUUGCAAACCCUCAGCACUGUCCACAAGAAUAACGGUGUCGUCUGAAUAUCUUAAAUUGUUUGUGUUUUAUCCGUUGAUUUUUUAUUCCUUUAAUAUUUUCGAGGGCAUUUUGAAAGAUUUUUUCGGAAUAUAUAUUAAAUAAUAGUGGAGAAAGUACACAGCCCUGACGAACUCCUCUUUUUAUUGACAUUUCUGCUGUUAGACGAUUGUUAGACAGUAUAGGUUUUUAAUAAGGACCACAUUGUUAUGGUCUAUAGUCUAUACCAUGUUUCGUUAGGGUUUCUAUGAGUUCUGUGUGUUUUACUCGAUCAAACGCUUUUUCAUAGUCGAUAAAACAGAGAAACACGUCUUUUCGCUGAUCUCGGCAUUUCUGUAGUAAUAUCUGGAGGCCAAAUAUUGCCUCCCUCGUACCAGGCCCAAGACCAAAUUGAUUGUCACUCACGUUUCUCUCACAUUCUCUGUAUAUAUGUUGAUGUACAAUUUUGAGUAAAAUUUUCAGAAAAUGGCUCAUCAGGUUAAUUAAUCUGAACUGUGAGCAUCUACACUGCGGUGCAAAAAAAUGGAUCCACUAAAAAUUUGGUCAUCUUUGAUGUUGUGAAUUUCCUAAACCUGUUGUCCGAUUUAAGUGAUUUUUUACCACGUUAUAGCCUCAUUCAUUGACAAUAUCGCUGUAAUAAUAUUGUUGCUAGACAGUUAAACUGUCAUUGUAUACCGUGUGUACGAAUCAAACUGUGUUUUUUUCUCAAAGUUCGCAUCACCCUGUGGACUAUUCUAGCAUUUAUAAAAUACUGAAAUUAAAACCCAACUAUAGCCUCAGGUUUUCGUAACAUUUAGUCUUUCGAUUCAUUCGCUUAUGUUGGAUAAUAAAAAAGUUAUGUACUUGUAACAACUGGCCAUGUUCGUCAUCAGUACAGGGUGUUUCUAAAUAAGUGCGACAAACUUUAAGAGGUAAUUUUACAUGAUAAAAUAUUGACAAUUUUCUUUAUAAUCAUAAGUCCGCAAAAGCUUCAUUCCGAGAUACGGGAUGUUCAACUUUUUUUUACAAACUGACGAUUUAUUUACUUCUUUAAAACCAGUUGAUAUAUGCAAAUCAAAUUUGGUGGGUUUUAAGACGUAGUUAUUGCACAUUUUUUGACAUACAAUUAAGAAUUUUAUGUUCACCAUUGGCGUGCGUACGGGUAAUUUUAUCGGUCAUAAUACCCCUUUGCGCGCCAAUGGUGAAUAUAAAAUUCUUAAUUGUAUGUCAAAAAAUGUGCAAUAACUACGUACUAAAACCCACCAAAUUUGAUUUGCAUAUCUCAACUGGUUCUAAAGCGAUAAGUAAAUCGUCAGUUUGUAAAAAGAAAUUGGACAUCCCGUAUCUCGGAAACGAAGCGUUUUGCGGACAUAUGAUUAUAAAGCAAAUUGUCAUUAUUUUAGAUUAUCAAAGCAAAAUUAUCCAAGAAGUUUGAUCUAUCGGAAUCGACGGUCAGAACAAUUAUAAAGGACAAGGAAAAAAUUCUCGAAGCUGUAAAAAGUGCACAAUCUUUGAAUUCCGCCAUCGUACGUACACGUCAUGGUAUUAUCGCCGAGAUGGAGACAAUGUUAAAAUUAUGGUGUGAUAAUCAGGUGAAUGUGAAAAAUUGUCCUAUUGACCAGAACACAGUAAGCUCUCAAGCUAAGCUAAUUUUUGAGAGAUUGAAAGAGGAUGCUGGAGAAAUCGCUAAAGAUGAAGAGUUUAAAGCUAGUAAUGGUUGGUUCAGCCGAUUGAAAAGUCGCUGUAAUUGGCAUAGCAUUGCAGAAAGCGGAGAGGCGGCAAUUGCUGAUAAAGAGGCCGCGUCUGGCUAUCCACAGAAAUUAAAAGCUAUAAUAGAUGAAUCUGGCUACACCAAACAAACCAUAUUCAAUGUAGAUGAGACUGGCCUGUUCUGGAAGAAGAUGCCUAAGAGAACUUUUAUCGCACGCGAAGAGAAAACCUUUCCAGGUUUUAAGGCUGCCAAAGAUCGAUUGACGGUGAUGGUUGGGGCAAGUGCAGCUGGUGAUUGCAAGUUAAAACCACUCUUAGUUUAUCAUCGCUCAGAAAAUCCAAGAGCAUUAAAAAAUAAAUCUAAAUCUGGCUUGUCUGUGAUUUGGAAGUCUAAUCGUAAAGCUUGGAUGACAGCUUCCCUUUUUGAGGAUUGGUUUGGUAAUCAUUUCAUACCUGAAGUCGAACGUUAUUGUCAAUCAAAACAAAUUCCAUUUAAAGUAAUGCUAAUCAUCGACAGUUGAAUUUUUGCCACCUAAUACAACCAGCUUACUUCAACCAAUGGAUCAAGGAGUCAUUAAAACAUUCAAGGCUUAUUACACCAGAUGAUCAUUUGCACAUUUGCAUGAAGUUAUAAGAGAAAACCACGAGCUCUCUGUUAAAGACUUUUGGAAACAAUUUAACGUUUUAGAUGCAGUGGCGAAUCAUUGGACAAUCUUGGAAUAAAGUUUCGCAAAAAACGUUGAAUGGCGUCUUGAAAAAACUGUCCUUUUUUUCAUCACUGACACUGAAAUGGAAUUGAUGCCAGAGCCUGGUGAAAUUGGUAAUGCUAUUAAAGAAGUUGUUGGUAUCACCCUGAAAAUAAAUUUAGAAGUUGAUAGUGAUGACGUUGAAGAACUGUUGAAUUCCCAUAAUCAGAAGAUGACAAUAGCUAGAUGACCUCAUAGAAAUGCAUGAACAAGAACAAGACAUUGAAGAGCUUGAGUGUUUGGAUCCAGUUCAAUCUGAGGAUCAAAUGGCGGUUGGAAACUUACUUGACUGAAGGCAUCAGUUUAAUUGAAAAGGGGUUAACAAUUUUAGAAAAUAUAGACCACAACGAACAACGCAUUUCUUCUGCCAAACAAGGGAUAAAAAAAUUAUUAGCCUGCUAUGAAGAAAUUUUUCGGGAGAAAAAAUCUUUGAGCUGUCAAACUACUUUGUUAGAUUUCAUGAAGCCUUCUACAUCAAAAUAAAUUAAAUUGGGAAUUGUAUAUUUGUAUAAUAUACUAAGAUUUAAAUAAAAAAAAUUUGUGUAAA
Diabrotica virgifera virgifera (western corn rootworm) is the source of this 7722-nucleotide messenger RNA. Its product is annotated as zinc finger protein 501-like. NCBI's taxonomy places the organism in Eukaryota, Metazoa, Arthropoda, Insecta, Coleoptera, Chrysomelidae. The record is from RefSeq and is a predicted model, not a curated record. Gene Ontology annotation, biological process: regulation of transcription by RNA polymerase II. The transcript is spliced from 2 exons. Gene Ontology annotation, molecular function: DNA-binding transcription factor activity; RNA polymerase II cis-regulatory region sequence-specific DNA binding. Bases 339 to 1574 code for a protein of 411 amino acids.